UGACCGCGGGGAUAGCCGGAGCCGCCAGGCGCCGCGCAGGUUCUAAAUGGCUUCUAAGAAGUUGGGAUCCGACUCUCAUGUUUCUGCUUUUGAUCUUAGGGUCUUUCAGUUAUCUUGAUGACGUCCCUUUUAAGAUAGGAGACAAAUUCAAAACCCCAGCGAAGGUUGGAUUACCCAUUGUUUUCUGCCUGCCUGAUUCUUCUCAGCUUGUCAGAGAAGCCCAGUAUGACUUCUCACUGGAAAAGAAAACAAUCAAGUGGGCUGAAGAUAUUAAAAAAAUUGAAGCUGCCCAGAGAGAAGCUGAAUGCAAGGCAGAAAAAGCGCUAGCGAACUCAAAAGCAGCUCCAGAGGUCAGCAACAAAAUGGGGUUCUCAGAGGGACCUUGCCCUGAGGCCAUGCCUCCUCCUAUUAACCCCAUCCUCGCUAGCCUGCAGCACAAUAAUAUUCUUACUCCCACGCCAGCCAACAGCAGCUCUGUGAAGCAAAAGGUUCUCAGUCCACCUCGUCCAAAAGCAGACUUCAACCCAGCUGAUUUUGAAUGUGAAGAAGACCCAUUUGACAAACUGGAAUUAAAAACUAUUGAUGAUAAGGAGGAAUUAAAAAAUAUUCUUGGAAUUCAUGUUGGUACUACUGGGCCAACUGUUGCCCAGCUGUUAGAUAAUACUUCGCCUAAAGGAGGGUCUGAGUCUGUGUUGCAAGAUGAGGAAGUUCUGGCAUCCAUAGAAAGGGCCACAUUGGACUUCAAGCCCCUUCACAAACCCAAUGGCUUUAUUACUUUACCGCAGUUGGGAAACUGUGAAAAGAUGUCCUUGUCUUCCAAAGUGUCCCUGUCCCCUAUCACUUCAGUGAGCAAUAUCAAAUCCCUAUCCUUUCCUAAACUUGACUCUGAUGAGAGUGAUCAAAAAUCAUCAAAGCUCAUGAGCACUUGCCACAGCACUACCUGUCUCCACAAUGGCACUUUUCUCAGCUCUGUGCAGACCUGUGCUCAGAGUAAAGCUAGUGAACUGAAUGGGCACCACAUGGUUGGUCUUUCCACUCUAAAUGAGGAUGGUGGUGUGGAGAUAUCAACAUUAUCCUCUUCGUCCAGGCUGCCUUCCCUGGCUGCGUCAACAGUUUGUACAGAAGAAGAAUCAUCACAAAGCACAGCGACUACGGUACACCCAGACUACAAGGAAACAGAAAUCCCUGUGGUAAUGCACCAAAAUUUCCCAGUGUCUAAAGUGCCCAAUAAUACCAGCUGCACAAAGCGGUUGGGCGGCCCCGCUCCUGAACUACAGCAGGUCCUCUCCGCUAGCGAGAGGCAGUGCAUAGAGACAGUUGUCAACAUGGGGUACUCACCUGAGAACGUCCUGAAAGCCAUGAAGAAGAAGGGACAGAACUUAGACCAGGUUUUGGAUUACCUGUUUGCACAUGGACAGCUUUGUGAGAAGGGCUUUGAUCCGCUUCUUGUUGAAGCAGCUUUGGAAAUGCACCAGUGUUCAGAGGAGAAGAUCACAGAACUUCUCCAACUAAUGAGUCAAUUUAAAGAAAUGGGCUUUGAACUAAAAGACAUUAAGGAGGUCUUAUUAUUACAUAACAAUGACCAACACAAUGCUUUGGAAGAUCUAAUGGCCCGUGCAGGAGCCAGCUGAAAACACAUUCCUGGAUUCUCCACAUGCAAUGAAGCAGGACCAGCCCUGUCACCUUCAUAUCCAGUGUGACUUGCUCUCGGCAGGAAGGAGUCCGGCUUUUCACAUACAAGGGAGAAUGACUGAGCAAGCCCGCCCACGUGCAUCACUCUAGCAUUUCUCUUUCCACUGAGAGCCAACUUUCUUCCUUAAAUUAAAUUUUUAAAGUGUCCUUUCCUAACUUUCCUUUUUCCAGCUUGGCCACGGAGAGUUUAGACUGCCCAACCUCUACUGGAAUUGUACAUAGGUAGAGACAGGAGUGAUUUCUCCCCCUCACUGUUGCACUGGAGUUGGACAGAAGAAUACUAAGUUGAUUCUGAAACUAGGAUGCUUUGGUUCUUUGAAGCUGCUUUCACGGUGCCUGUGUCGUGGUUUAACCCCAGUCAGCAACUAAGCACCACACAGCCACUCACUCACUCCCCCCCCACCCAGUGGGACGGGGGAGAAAAUAGGGAAAAGAAAUAAAACUCGUGGGUUGAGAUAAGAACGGUUUAAUAGAACAGAAAGGAAGAAACUAAUAAUGAUAAUAAUAACAAUAAUACAAUGACAAUAGUAAUAAUAAAAGGAUUAGAAUAUACAAAACAAGUGAUGCACAAUGCAAUUGCUCACCACCUGCCGAUCAACACCCAGUUAGUCCCCAAGCGGCAAUCCCCCCCACCCCCACUCCCCCCCCCCAGUUUAUAUACUAGAUGUGACAUCACAUGGUAUGGAAUACCCCUGUUGGCCACUUUGGGUCAGCUGCCCUGGCUGUGUCCCCUCCCAACUUCUUGUGCCCCUCCAGCCUUCUUGCUGGCUGGGCAUCAGAAGCUGAAAAAUCCUUGACUUAGUCUAAACAUUAGCAACAACUGAAAACAUCAGUGUUAUCAACAUUCUUCUAGUACUGAACCCAAAACAUAGCACUGUACCAGCUACUAGGAAGACAAUUACCUCUAUCCCAGCCAAAACCAAGACAGUCUCCUUGUACUGAAUUACUUGACUGUAUCAUAGUCCAGAUUAACUGGUUAAAUUUGACCUUUAGCACAAUGGAGUUUUAUUUUUUGGUUGAAAGUUAGUCUGUAACUUAGUAAAACACUGGUUCAGAAACUGUUGCUAUGCAUAAAGAGAGAAGCUGUUCCUCUUGUGUUUGUUUGGGUUUUUUACCCAUGCAUACAACACUUCUGCCACACAUAAGCGUCCAAUGCUGAGUGGUGUGUAAGUUCUCUUGAAACAGGUAAGCUGUGAACUCUACCUGGACCUGCAACUUGUGUUGGUUCUUGAACCUGAAGGCAGAGAGCUGGAGCUCAAUAUUCUUAAUUCCCCAGGUUUGUAGGAUAUUUAAGACAAUGCCCUGCUAGGAAAUUGGUUAUCUUUUUGUUUUAAAUAAUACUCGGUGUGAUGCAGGAGGUUUCUUUCAAGCACUUUCUUUAAAACAAAUAUACUCACUGCAUUAGUUCCACUUUUCACAGUGCUAUAUAAAUACAUAAUAACAUCUAGUACUGGAAAUCAGGUUUUGGGUUGUUUUUGAUAGUUCAAAGUAUUACUUUGUACAUUGUUCAAGUUCUAAAUACAUAAAAUAUCAGUAGUCUUGAAUCUUUAAAGUAAUUUGCUAAAUAUUUUGAUUCUGCAGAAGAACAACUAAUAAAACCCUCAAAUAGAACUCCCAGUGUCAUGAUUCCUAUCUCUCAUGCUCUUUGGCUUCAGCAGAUGAAGAACUUGCUGGAUCCUGCCUGUCUAGGUGCUGCCUGCUCCUGUAGAAACACAGGAACACGGUCUGUUGGGCAGAACAACCAGAGGUCUCCAGGCAGAUGGCUGCAAUGGUGGAAUGUGCUGCUUUUUUCUGUGACUUAUUUUUGUUUUGUUGCAAAAACCAAGCCUAGGGAUCCAAACUCAUGUUACAGCAUGGAGCUGGGAGCAUUGGACUUUGGGAGGGGAAAAUUAUUCAGCUUGUUGUCUCAGUUUAGGUUUUUCAUUAGGAGGUUUUAGCUCAUCAGGACCUGGAAGGAGAUGGCAUUUGUCUCCAUUAUGUUGUUAACUUUAUAUGACUAAAACAUCCAAUUUGGGUCCA
This is a messenger RNA of Harpia harpyja (harpy eagle), 3711 nucleotides long. RefSeq names its product ubiquitin associated protein 1 (gene UBAP1). The record is from RefSeq and is a predicted model, not a curated record. Lineage: Eukaryota; Metazoa; Chordata; Aves; Accipitriformes; Accipitridae. The transcript is spliced from 8 exons. Gene Ontology annotation, cellular component: ESCRT I complex. Gene Ontology annotation, biological process: regulation of DNA-templated transcription; ubiquitin-dependent protein catabolic process via the multivesicular body sorting pathway. Gene Ontology annotation, molecular function: DNA binding; ubiquitin binding. Bases 78 to 1631 code for a protein of 517 amino acids.